Molecule: messenger RNA, 3546 nt
Organism: Diaporthe amygdali
Lineage: Eukaryota; Fungi; Ascomycota; Sordariomycetes; Diaporthales; Diaporthaceae
Exons: 3
Coding region: 1-3546 (1181 amino acids)
Biological process (GO): regulation of protein catabolic process; proteasome-mediated ubiquitin-dependent protein catabolic process
Cellular component (GO): proteasome storage granule; proteasome complex; proteasome regulatory particle, base subcomplex
Molecular function (GO): enzyme regulator activity
Source: RefSeq, a predicted model, not a curated record
AUGCCUGGUCUCGUCACAGCAACCGGAGUCCUGGGCUUCCUUUCCGACGAGGAGCCUGAGCUCAAGGUCUUUGCCCUCCAGACUCUCAACGAUGACAUUGACACUGUCUGGACAGAGGUCGCUGGCGCCUUGAGCCAAAUCGAGGCACUCUACGAGGAUGAAUCUUUUCCUGAGCGCCAGCUGGCCGCCCUCGUCCUUGCAAAGGUCUACUACCACCUCCAGGCCUACAACGAGAGCAUGACAUUUGCCCUCGCCGCCGGCCCCCUGUUUAAGCUUGACAACCCUGCCGAGUUCGAGGAGACCAUCAUCUCCAAGUGCAUCGAUCAGUACAUCGCGAUAUCCUCCUCGAGCCAUAUCCCCCAAAAGCAAUCCGUAAGCGACUCUCUGCCAGCCCUCGAGACCACUUUUGGUGCCACCCUCCCCGAUGGAGGCUCCCUGGUCUCCCCGACGACACCCUUCUCUCAGUCUGCGCUCCCUUCCAAGUCGCUGCUCUCGCGAGACUCUGCCGAUAAUGCCAUCCUUGACCCCUCCCUGGGCGCAGGCAAGAUGGGGAGAUCAAGCUCCAUCGCCACACUGCCCGACAAGAGCUCCGAGUUGGCCCUUCAACGUGUCAUCGACCGCUUGUUCGAGGCUUGUCUGAAAGAAGGCCGCUACAGACAGGUGGUCGGCAUCGCCGUCGAAGCUAAGAACCUUUCCAUUCUCCGGAGAGUCAUCAAGCAAGCCAGCGAAGAUGAGAAGCGGUCCAAGGCCAAGUCACAAGACUCCGCACAGGGCCCUGCCGAGGAGUUGAUGGACUACGCCCUGGGUAUCUGCAUGGACAUCGUGCAGGAACGGAGCCUUCGCACCGAGAUACUAGGCCUGAUCCUCGAGCUGCUAAACGAUAUACCGAACCCUGACUACUUUGCGAUCGCCAAAUGUGUCGUCUACCUGGACUCUGAUGAGGAGGCUUCCAGGAUGUUGAAGCAGCUCAUUGAGAAGGGAGACCCCAACUCUGUGGCAAAUGCGUACCAGAUCGCUUUUGACCUCUACGACAACGGUACGCAGGAAUUUCUGGGCAAGAUACUGGAUGCAUUGCCAUCGGGGGCGGCUCAAUCGAAAACGCAGCCGGAGAAGGAGGGUGAACAGCCAGCCGAGAGUCAGCCUCUGCUCAACGACCAGGAGCAAUCCCAGCAUGACGAGCUUCCAGAGGAGGCCGCCAAGGUGUACAGAAACAUACGCGGGAUCUUGGAUGGCAGCAAGGGCAUCAAGCUCAACCUCGAGUUCUUGUACAGGAACAAUCACACCGACCUGAGCAUCCUGAACAAGGUCCGAGACAGCCUCGAAGCUCGCAAUUCCAUCUUCCACACCGCCGUCACUUUCUGCAAUGCGUUCAUGAAUGCAGGUACAACCCACGACAAAUUCUUCCGCGACAACCUUGAGUGGCUCGGUAAGGCCGUCAACUGGUCCAAGUUUACUGCGACCGCCGCCCUUGGUGUCAUACACCGUGGCAACCUGACACAAUCUCGAAAGCUGCUUGAGCCGUACCUCCCGAGACCGACCGGCAUCAACAGCGGCUCCAUCUAUAGUCAGGGCGGUGCGCUGUAUGCCUACGGGCUGAUACAUGCCAACCAUGGCGCCGGCGCGCUUGAAUAUCUCCGCGAUCAGUUCACAGCUGCUGAGCAGGAAGUCAUACAGCAUGGCGGCGCUCUUGGUCUCGGUAUCGCUGGGAUGGCAACGGGCUCAGAGCCGAUCUUCGAGAACCUAAAGGACGUGCUAUUUGCUGACUCGGCCCUCAAUGGCGAGGCUGUCGGCCUGUCUAUGGGCCUGAUCAUGCUUGGAACUGGCAACGCCAACGCACUGCAGGUCAUGUAUACCUAUGCCCACGACACGACCCACGAGAAGAUUGUCCGAGGUUGCGCCAUCGGCAUGGCUCUGAUCAUGUAUGGGCGUCAGGAAGGGGCCGAUGUGAUGAUCGAGGGGCUUCUCAACGACCCUGACCCGACCCUUCGAUACGGUGGUGUUCUCACCAUCGCCAUGGCCUAUUGUGGCACAGGCAGCAACAAGGCAAUUCGCAAGCUCCUGCACACUGCUGUCAGCGACGUCAAUGAUGACGUCCGCCGCAUUGCCGUCAUGUCGCUGGGCUUCAUCCUGUUCCGAAAGCCCGGCAGCGUCCCUCGCAUGGUUGAGCUUCUCUCCGAAUCUUACAACCCUCACGUCCGGUAUGGCUCUGCAAUGGCUCUGGGUAUCUCCUGCGCCGGCACCGGACUGGACGAGGCUAUUGAUCUUCUGGAGCCCAUGAUGAAGGAUCCAACAGAUUUCGUCCGCCAGGGUGCCUUGAUAUCCCUUGCAAUGAUCAUGGUCCAGCAGAACGAGGUCAUGAACCCCAAAGUUGCCUCCAUCCGCAAGACAUUGAAAAAGGUCGUUGGUGACCGUCACGAGGAUGCCAUGACAAAGUUCGGCGCAUCUCUUGCCCUGGGCAUCAUUGACGCUGGAGGUCGCAACUGCUCCAUCGGCUUGCAGACACAAACCGGCAACCUCAACAUGCCAGGUAUAGUUGGAAUGGCUGUCUUUACCCAGUACUGGUACUGGUUCCCCUUCACGCAUUUCUUGUCCCUUGCCUUCGUUCCUACCUCCGUCAUCGGCCUCGACCACGAGCUCGAGAUCCCUAGCUUCAAGUUUCACUGCGCGACGCGCCCGAGUCUCUUCGACUACCCCCCUGAACAGGAGGUCAAGGCUGAAGAAGGCCCUGCACUGGUUACGGCUGCCGUGCUUUCUACAACCGCGCAGGCAAAACGGCGCGCACAGAAGAAGGAGAAGGCCGCUCGUCGUGAGAGCAUGGACAUCGACUCAACACCGACGACGGCCAAGGCCGCCGCCCCCUCCGGAGAGAAAAUGGACAUCGACGACGACAAGAGUAAGAAGCUUUCCGACGAGGCCAAAGACAAGAAGGAGGGUGAGGGCGAGAAGGAGGCGUCUGCCACACCCGACCCCAAGAAGAAGGUUGAGAAGGAGAAGGUUGGGUACGAGAUCGAGAACAUGUCCCGUGUCCUCCCCGGUCAGUUGAAGUACAUUAGCUUCCCGGCUGGGCGGUACAAGCCGGUGAAGAAGCCAACUGGUGGGCCGCUCCUUCUCCAGGACACCCAGCCUGGCGAGCCCAAGGCCCUCGUCGAGGAGAAGCUCAAGAAGGUCGAGACCCAGCGGGCCCCUGUGGCCGGCCAGGCCAGUGGCAGCGGUGCCGGCGGGCUUGGUGGUCUCGGAGGGAGUAGGUCUGGUCGCUCCGCUAUGAUGGGCGAUGGUGACGACGCACUGGCCGAGGCUCUCCGGGCAGCCAUGAGGGACGGCGCCGGAGGCGGUGCAGCGCUGAAUGAGAUGCUGCGUCAGUCGGCCCAGGCACGUGGGCUAGAUCUCUUUGGUGAUGGUGGUAUCGCUGGACCUGGCCAGGGCGGCGCCGCCGCCGCCGCGGGCGUGUUGACGGCUGUAGACGAGGACGAGGAAGGCGCAGAGGAGGCGCAGGUCCCUGGCGAGUUUGACUACUUCACGGAUAAUGAGGAUGAGGAGGAACUGUAA